GCCUAGUUUUUUUCAAAGAAAAUUAUUGUCAUUAUUCAUCAUUUGUUGGUGCAGUAAUGAAUUAAUUGAUAUUUAUCGGGAACGUAUAUAAUUCUGAUUCAUGUUGAUUUUAGAACUUGAUAAAAUGAUCACAUGGAUGCCGUUUAUACUUUUACUUACAAUUCUGUCAUCGGCACAAGGAUCACAUAGUGCGUUGACUAACAACGAUCUCUUGGAGAAUGAUUCACGUUUCAUAUCAUAUCAAGAUUUAAAAGUAUCUACAAAACGAUUUUACGAUCCCGACACGACUUCAUAUUCACAAAUGUUAUUCGAUGUAGCACGAAGUCAAGUGAUCGUGGGUGCAAGAGACACAAUCUAUCGUUUGUCCUUCGAUUUGGAAUUAUUGGAACGUUCAAAUUGGUUUGCAGCGCCAGAACAGAUUGCCAUGUGUCAGGCUAAAGGCCAAUCAGAGCAUUUGUGCCGUAAUUACGUGCGCGUACUGCAGAGCUACGGUGAGAACCAAUUGUAUGUGUGUGGGACGCAUGCCUUCAGCCCGAACUGUUCAUGGCGCCAGAUGGAAAAUCUAACAAUCACUGGUAUCGAUAAUGGUAUAGGAAAAUGCCCCUUCAAUCCCACUUCGAAUAUAACAACUUUAAUGUCCAGCAAUGGCAAAAUGUUUGUAGGCACUGCAACUGAUUUUUCUGGCAGUGAUGCAGCAAUUUUGCGUACUGACGUUAAACCCAAUGAGCCAUUGUACAAUAGCAAAAUCUUACGUACUAAACAAUACAAUAAUAAUUGGUUAAAUAAUCCACAAUUUGUUGGCAGCUUUGAGUCUGGAAAUUUUGUAUAUUUUCUGUUUCGUGAACCGGCAGUGGAAUACAUCAAUUGUGGCAAGGUUGUUUACUCACGAAUAGCACGCGUUUGCAAGAAUGAUGCUGGAGGUGAUCAAAUGUUAAAAGAUAAUUGGACUUCAUUCCUCAAGGCGAGAUUAAAUUGUUCCUUGCCUGGAGAAUAUCCAUUUUACUUCAAUGAAAUACAAGGCAUGGCUUAUUCUGCUGAUGAAGACAUACUAUACGCUACAUUUACCACUCCAGAUAACAGCAUAUAUGGUUCAGCAGUUUGUGCCUAUAACAUGAGUGCAAUAAAUGCAGCAUUUGAGGGAAAUUUUAAACAUCAAGAACAUAUUGACACUGCAUGGAAGUCGGUUAAGGUACCACAUCGUAAUCAGUUUCGUUGCGAAGAACCUGCAACAAAUACACGAUACAAACAAUUAUUAGAAUCAUCCCGCUAUCAACUUAUGGACCUAGCAGUGCAACCAAUGACUGAUCAACCUUUAUACCAUGGUAAACUUGAACGUUUUCAGCAUAUUGCAUUAGAUGCAGUCCAUACCAAAACAGAAAAGUUGCAUGUACUUUACUUAUCAACGCAGCAAAAUUUAAUUAAAAAACUGUCAGUUAAGCAUAACAAAGAUCAUCAUACUGCACAAACAUGUGAGGUUGAAGUAUGGCAAUUGGAAGGUUCUAAAAAUGGUCAUUCGAGAGAUAUAUUACAUAUGGAAUACCUUAAGGUAAAAGAUGCUUUAUAUGUGGGUACAGAAAAUGCUUUGACGCGCAUCCCAUCACAACAUUGCAAUCGUCAUGUAUCUCGUAUAAGUUGUUUAAAUGCUAUGGAUCCUUAUUGUGGUUGGAAUGAAUUUAUCGAACAAUGCACACCAUACGAUCCAAAGCCUCAUACAGCCCGAUAUUGGAUACAGAAAAAAUAUCUAGACUGUCCUAUAUUGACUACUCCGAUAGAUGGUGCUUGGUCUGCUUGGUCAAAUUGGGAAAAGUGCAAGAAUUAUGAAGAUGAAGAUGGCAAUUGUUUGUGUCGAAAACGUGAAUGCAAUAAUCCACAACCACAAAAUGGAGGCAAAACAUGUUCGGGCAUAAAUACAGAAGUAACUAAUUGCACAGUUCAUGGCGGCUGGACUGAAUGGUCUGCUUGGUCGUCAUGUUCUCAAACAUGUGGCGUUGCUAUUAAAACUCGAAGACGUAGUUGUGGAAAUCCAAAACCUGCACAUGGUGGGCGCACUUGCGGUGGCCCAGAACAUAACGAAAUGUACUGUCAACAUUUACCACCAUGUCCAAUAGCUAAACCACAGGGAGUCGAUGGCGGUUGGGGUCCUUGGGGUGAUUGGAGUGAUUGUACAGCACAAUGUGGUGGUGGAUUUCGCAUACGACGACGUGAAUGCAAUAAUCCAAGUCCACAAAAUGGUGGGCAAGAAUGUGCUGGUUGUCAUACUGAUUAUGAAAUCUGUAAUAUACAUGAAUGUGCAGAAGUGAAGAAACUUAGUUCUUGGACACCUUGGUUGGUGCAAAAUAAUGAAACUAAAGAUGGUACACAUGUGGAGCGGCGUUUUCGUUUUGCUUGCAAAGCAAUUACUAUGGAUUCAAGCUCAUUACGCAUAACUUUAGCAAAGGAAGAGUCACGGGUAUGUCGUGCUGAUGGUAGUUGUCAGCGGCAUGCAAAUGAAGAAGAAGUACCAGAUCACGUACCCGAAUGGGGACCGUGCAGCGUUUCUUGCGGGGGUGGUACACAACAUCGCUUAGUUGAAGGUAAACAACAUCGUGGAAGACAUUCACAGAGUCGUAUAUGUAACACGAAUGCAUGUCCAAUUUCUGCCAAUUUGAACGAAGUGAUUUUGGCACAUGAGUGGAGUUGUUGGACAGAUUGGUCACCUUGUUCAGUUUCUUGCGGUGUUGGUAUAAAAAGGCGUACACGCAAAUGUUUAGGUGGACAUGAGAAAUUGUGUAAUGGCCGUGCGGUAGACGAAGAAAAAUGUGAAAUGCGACCAUGUGAAGAUUAUUUGGGUUGGAGUGAUUGGAGUGAAUGGUCAGAUUGUUCAAGUGAAGGAAUUCGUUUCAGACAUCGUAAAUGUAUAGUCGAAGCGCCAGAAUCUGGUGAAUGUCGAGGAAAUGAAUUUGAGAAAACUGCCUGUGUGCCAGGAUUUUGUGAAGGCACUCAAAUGGCUUCAAGUACUACACUGGCCACUAUUAUAGCACUUGUCAUCCUUCUCUAUGUUUUAACCAUUUUUAUGACUUUCUGGUUUACUAGACGACAUUUUAUGCCACAAGUUCCUGUGCUAAAAAACAAUACACCAACAUCGAGUUACGAUUCGUAUCCAAAUCAAUAUUCUAGCCUGCCAACAAAAGACUACGAUGUACGUCCUAAGGUUAAACGUCAGAGUAGUUUUACAGCAUGUUCACCAUCUAAACACCUGAAUACUGGGACCUUAAAUCGUAAUAAUAUGAACCACAAUCACACUCCAAAGGUGCUUGCCAAAACCUAUAACGACUGCGAAACGGGCACUUUAAAAAGGAACUCCCAUGCAUUAAAUAAUUACCGCACGAACAUUGAUGACGAGAAGUUUUAAUUCAGAGUAUAGUUUUAAUGAAUACUACAUAAACUUACUGCCUUUAAAUGUAUUUCCAUUUAACAACUAUUUAAGUAUCUCCUUGUGCCAUUACUGCCAAGAAGUCUAUAGGACAAAAAUUUUACCUAUUUUCGAUAUUCGUGAAAUUUGUUAAUUUUUGUUGGCUUAAUUUAACAUU
Messenger RNA from Teleopsis dalmanni, 3569 nucleotides. RefSeq names its product semaphorin-5B (gene Sema5c). The transcript has 11 exons. The record is from RefSeq and is a predicted model, not a curated record. Lineage: Eukaryota; Metazoa; Arthropoda; Insecta; Diptera; Diopsidae. Gene Ontology annotation, biological process: axon guidance; negative regulation of axon extension involved in axon guidance; neural crest cell migration. Gene Ontology annotation, molecular function: semaphorin receptor binding; chemorepellent activity. The coding region runs from base 101 to 3391 and encodes 1096 amino acids.